Messenger RNA from Bufo gargarizans (Asiatic toad), 1817 nucleotides. It is a transcript of the gene PRKAB1, whose product is annotated as protein kinase AMP-activated non-catalytic subunit beta 1. Gene Ontology annotation, molecular function: protein kinase binding. Gene Ontology annotation, cellular component: cytoplasm; nucleus; nucleotide-activated protein kinase complex. Gene Ontology annotation, biological process: signal transduction. NCBI's taxonomy places the organism in Eukaryota, Metazoa, Chordata, Amphibia, Anura, Bufonidae. The record is from RefSeq and is a predicted model, not a curated record. The coding region runs from base 116 to 916 and encodes 266 amino acids. The transcript has 7 exons.
GGCAGAGAGGCGUGAACCGCACUGCGUUCCACCGCCGCUACCGGAAGCAGGAGGCGGAAGCCGGGAGCUCCAUAAACAAAGUCCUCAACGCUUCGUAGUUUGUCCUGCUGCGAACAUGGGGAACACCAGCAGCGAGCGACCUGGACCCCUAAAGGGGCGAAGGGACAGCGGUGGGGGCGCCACCAAGGGAGACGACAGAGCCAAGAUACUAAUGGACAGCCCUGAGGACGCCGACAUGUACCCGGCUGAGGAGAGCAAGGCACCGCUGGAAAAGGAUGAAUUCCUAGCGUGGCAGCAUGAUUUAGAAGUAAAUGAUAAAGCUCCAACUCAGGCGCGGCCAACUGUAUUUCGCUGGACUGGUGGAGGGAAAGAAAUUUACCUAUCUGGUUCAUUUAAUAACUGGGGGAAAAUUCCUCUCAUCAGAAGCCACAACAACUUUGUUGCAAUACUGGACCUGCCAGAAGGUGAUCACCAGUACAAGUUUUUUGUGGACGGCCAGUGGACACAUGACCCUGCGGAGCCAGUAGUAACUAGUCAGCUUGGCACAAUCAACAAUGUCAUUACUGUGAAGAAAACUGAUUUUGAAGUCUUUGAUGCCUUAAUGGUGGAUUCUCAGAAAGGCUCUGAUGGGUCAGAGUUGUCCAGCUCGCCGCCUGGUCCAUACCAACAAGAUUCAUAUAACUGUAAGCUAGAAGAACGUUUCAAGUCUCCUCCCAUUUUACCACCUCAUCUACUGCAAGUUAUCCUUAACAAAGACACUGGCAUUUCUUGUGAUCCAGCUUUGCUCCCAGAACCAAACCAUGUUAUGUUAAAUCACCUAUAUGCCCUCUCCAUCAAGGAUGGCGUGAUGGUAUUAAGUGCUACUCACCGUUACAAGAAGAAAUAUGUCACCACGUUGCUGUACAAGCCAAUAUGAGCUGUAUCCAUGGACUGUUCUCACUUCUAUUUACGCCUUUUCCAACUUUUUUUUACAUAUUAAAUGCAUUAAAUAUUUGCAAACUGAGAAGUAGCUAUCAGUAUUGUGUUGAGCAUCUACUGGUCCGCAGUCUAGGUCUACUAGUGACCGUGCAGCCUUUGCUGUAGUAAACCUUUUAUUGCACUCGAUUGCUGUAGGAUUUCACAUACCGGUACUCCAUAUUUUUCAGCACAUUGCCAGCCUUAUGUGUGCCCUGUUGGGCUGUUCAUGGGACAGAUUCUGUAGUUUCCCCCCCAUAUAAAAAUAUAUCUAAGGUUGGAGAUGUUUGGUCACCAGUACUAGCAGACAGACUUGCCUUUUUCCUCUGUGAAGUGAGGACAAUUGUGAAUACAAUUACUAACACUGUAAAUAAUUAAAGACUGGCAUGUAGGGAUUUUACCUGAUAGAGACACUGCAGAUCACCUAGAUCUGUGAUGGCUAACCUCCAGCUGUGGUAAAACUACAACUCCCAAGGUGCCACUUUGCUUGGCUGUUCUCAGAACUCCAUAGAAAUGUAUGGAGCAUGCUGGGAGUCAUAGUUUCACCACAGCUGGAGUGCUGGAGGUUAGCCAUUACUGACCUAGAUCUUAGUCAAUCAAAAAUAUAUAUUAAAAAUGUUGGGUUUUAUCUAAUGUUUGUCAGUGGUCACAUAUUGCACAAGAUUAAAGCCCGUUCCCAUAGGAUACACUAAAGAACAUGUCCAACCCAUGCAUGUAUAACUAGGACUGUGUGCCACAGAUAUACAAUGCACAGGAUAGAAGUGUGGUCCUACUUCAUAUAGUUGUUUUAAUGUACAGUGUAUUUAUCUAUAUUUAGGAUUUUCCUUUUAAAAUGUGCAUAAACAUAUAAAACAUACAGAUGG